Molecule: messenger RNA, 318 nt
Organism: Paramecium tetraurelia
Lineage: Eukaryota; Ciliophora; Oligohymenophorea; Peniculida; Parameciidae
Exons: 2
Source: RefSeq, a predicted model, not a curated record
AUGUAAUACAAUUAAUAUGUUUUGAAUAUCCAAGAAGAUAUUAUUAAUGACAUAAAUGAUGCUGCCAAUAGAAUAUAAAAUAGUGUUGUAAAUAUUAAAGAUGAAAUUAACGAAUAAGAAAAUAAGAUUACAAAGUUAGGUGUAGACAUAGGUAAAACUGAAAAGAAGCUGAAUUUCGUUUAAUCAAAAUUGCGUGAUUUACUAAAAACUAAUGGUAUAAUUGGUCAAUAUGCAAUUCUAGAAUAAAGUCAGAUCUGUACAAUUCUAAUACUUUUUGGAACUCUUUGUGCUUUGAUUUUUCUCUUGUUUUUUACUUGA